Messenger RNA from Mizuhopecten yessoensis (Yesso scallop), 8879 nucleotides. Its product is annotated as EF-hand calcium-binding domain-containing protein 6-like. Gene Ontology annotation, cellular component: nucleoplasm. The coding region runs from base 114 to 4721 and encodes 1535 amino acids. The transcript is spliced from 30 exons. Gene Ontology annotation, molecular function: calcium ion binding. The record is from RefSeq and is a predicted model, not a curated record. Lineage: Eukaryota; Metazoa; Mollusca; Bivalvia; Pectinida; Pectinidae.
GGAAGCCGCGGUGGUGACAACGACAGGUGGUGGGAGAAAAACGGUGUAUGGAUAUGUUUAUGACACCAAUAGGACUAACACGAUAAGAGUCCGGGAUAACAACAAAGGUCAACAUGGCGACCACAAUGCCUAGCCUGCUGCCAGCGAGCACAGGCGUGCAGUUCACCGCCAGACCAAGCACAAGACUGCGUGACCAGUCCAGACUCAAACAUGUCGGCUCUUCAUCUUCUCAUGCAGGGUCUCCUGUAGCCUCAGACAUGGGAGUUAUUUCUCCAAAUGGUAGCAUGUCAAGUAUUGAAGUUGAGGCUCUGUUAAGGGAGAAGGUGAGAGCCAACGACCAGAACAUUAUACAGGGCUUUCAUACUUACGAUAUUGAACAAAAUCAGAGCGUUACUAAGGGCGAGUUUCGCCGCGUUCUCGAGUCGUUUUGUUGUCGUCUCACCACAGAGCAGUUUGAAGCAGUUUUGGCAAAGGUUGAUAAAAAUCCUAAUGGAACUGUCAAAUACUCGGACUUCUUGGACAAGUUCUACGGUCAAGAUGCCAGAAUCUCCAGUCCAGAAAAACGUGUCAAUGGCCCUAUGAGGUUUAUGCCACCGACGUCUGCCCGGGAAAUCAACAUAGAUAUGAUAGAGAAAAUGCUGAAAGACCGGAUUGCAAACAAUAUGAAGGCGGUCGUCAAGGCUCUACAACUGUUUGACUACAACAGGGACGGGAAAGUCCAGCGUCACGAACUACGUCGAGUCUUGGACAACUACUGCUUCAAGCUCUCGGAUUCACAAUUUGACAAGCUUUGGAUGCGGUACGAUUUCCAUCACACAGGACAGUGUAAUUACAAACAGUUUCUGGAGCGUAUGGGAGUCAGCGUGGCUCACCAGUCCCGACCACCACCACAGGAUGGGGCCAAGGGAGCCUUGCUAUGGCCCCAGAAACCUGUCCCUCCAGCCAUGGGGGGCGUGGUCCUGAAACAAAGGAAAGAGGAUGAACAGGCUAUACAGAAAAUGGGCUUCGACCAGAUCGAGGCAGAAUUCAGACUGAGGAUGAGACGGAACUACCUGAACCUGAAGAAGAUGUUUAUUUCAUUUGAUCGUAACCUGGACGGGUUUAUACAGUUGGAUGAUCUUAAGUCCAUCCUCAUUCAGUUCACCCUUCCAAUGUCAGACCCACUCUUUAAACAGCUCAUGGAAAGAUGUAAUGUCCGGGGCACCGGAAAGAUAUCGUGGGAGGCAUUUUUGGAGAAGUUCCAGGACGCUCAAGCACCAGGAAAUGGUCAAACCCUACCCAUAAAACCUGGUCACAAAUUUUUUCCCAUACGCGAAGAGAUGCAGAAGUUCGAGGUGGAAGAUAUAUGGCGACUGUUGUAUAAACAUGUACACAAUCACUACCACUCUAUCAAGCAAGCGUUCCUACAGUUUGAUAUCAGUCGUAAAGGGCGAGUGACAAGGAAAGAAUUAAGAAACAUAAUUGAAAAGUUCACGUUCCGCCUGGACGACCAGCAGUUCAAACAGUUGAUGCUGAAGCUGGACCCUGAACAUACGAACAAUAUUUCCUACCAUCAGUUCCUGGGGCUGUUUGAGGAAACUGAAUCGCUGGCGGAGGGACACAAGUGGCUUAACUCUGUACAUAGAUUUAAUGAAAAUCCCAAACCUGCUAUCAUGGCAUGGGAAACAGUGGAAGAAAUCUUACGUGAAAAGAUCACAGAGAAUUGGAAAUCAGUUUCUGGUGCUAUCGUGGAUUUUGAUCAUAAAGAUAAAGGUUAUAUUACCCAACAACAAAUGAAAAAGGUCAUUGACGAUUAUGUAUUACCCAUCUCUGACCAGCAUUUUAGUCAUAUGCUACAGAGAUGUGAGGAUUGUGGGAACAGUAAAGUGAACUACGUAGAAUUCCUGGAGAAACUCCACGUUGACGUAACGCCGGGAGAUCUUCUCGGACUCAGUACACAAAUACACGACGAAAGUCACGUCCGGGAAAACUUCCGGUGUAGAGACCAGCUAGAUAGACAAAUUCGAAACAUACGGAGGGCAAAACACAAAACGGACAACAUGACGGCGGAUGAAGUGAUGGCUCGUCUAAAGGAUCGGAUGUCCCAACACAAGAUGCAGAUCCGCCAGGCCUUCCUCUCCUUUGAUAAGAGUGGCAAGGGCAAGGUGAACAAACGCAAUUUCAGAGAGGUACUGGCGGGCAUGGGAAUGCCAAUGGCGGACGACCAUUUCCAGGAUCUUGUUUCCCAGAUCGGGUUCCGGAAUGGGUCCAUGAUGUACAGUGACUUUGUCCAGGCGUUUGAGGACCCGCGGAACCAUGGACCAGGUGAUGAUGUCCAGCGUUCUGGAAAUCACCAUGUCAACCCCAUCAGGGGAGACGAGUAUGGGAUGUCAGCUGAUGAGGUUGAGAAAAGGCUUCUUGGCAAGCUUCGGGAGAAUUUCGCUAAUUUACGUGCGGCUUUUUAUAAAUUUGAUGAUGAUCACAAUGGAAUUCUAACAAAAAGUAAUUUCCGUAGACUUUUGGAUUCGUUUAUGUGUAUAAUGUCGGACAAUGAGUAUGAAGUACUGUGUAAACGAAUGGGCAUAGACACCAAGUCACGGAUAACGUACGAAGACUUCCUACGGAGGUUCGAGAUCAGGGACACCGCUGAAGGUCACAAGUGGCUUAACUCGGUUCAUAGGUAUAAUGAUACACAGCCGACCUCCGAGUUGACCGCCACGGAGGUCCACGGAGAACUGAAACGGAAGGUCCACCAGCAAUGGAAGGACAUAGCAGGGGCAUUUAUCAGUAUUGAUUCGCGAGGAAAAGGAAUCAUUACAAAACGAGACCUGAGAGACUUACUGUUUAGGUUUGUCCUACCCAUGUCACCGGAGGAAUUCAAGAGUCUGUGGGCAAUGUAUGAUAGUGCUGGAAAAGGUUUCCUCUCACACAAAGACUUCCUGGCGAAGUUGGGCACCUCAGAGUUCACACCCACGGAUAUCAUCGGUACCAGCAGUAAAAUCAUAAAUGACAGUAAACAAUACAUUAUUGAUCACAACAAGCAACAGCUGGGCAAACACCAGAGGAUCACGCAACACCAGGCGGAGCGUGUGAUGUUUAUGUCAGCGGAGGAGGUGGAGCGACAGCUGAGAGAUAAGAUCAGGGACCACUACAAGGAUUUCUAUGCUGCCUUCAUGCAGUAUGACACAGAAAAGAAAGGUUCGCUUUCCGUCAAAGACGUCCAGAAAGUUCUCACAGACUUAAACUUCUUUAUGAAUGAUGAAGAGUUUUUCCUCCUUCUUGACAGGAUUGGUUUACCCACGAACAGAAGUCGUCUGAACUACGACGCCUUCCUGAGGGCAUUCGAGGAUGGGCGAAAGUCUGCUUACGGUAACAGAACACCCGAGUUCCAAGUCUCGCAAUAUAUGGGUAUCACGCCCCAGGAAGCUGAAGGACGUCUCAGGGAGAUGGUGUCCAAAAAUUAUGACCUUCUUAGCAGGGCAUUUGCAGCGUUUGAUAAACAUAGCACACAACUGAUACCCCUUGCGGACUUCCGGAGAACACUGGACAUCUUUAUGUUCAAGCUGACGGAUGCUCAGUGGAAAUACCUGAAGAGUCGACUACAGAUCACGGAGGACCAGGUCAACUAUCUCAUGUUCCUGGAUAAUAACACCCUCAGCGGCUCCGAGGAUGCUGAGAGAUGGCUCACCAAUCUAACAAAGACCAUCAACGCCCAGACACCUAGUCUCAACUCUAUGGAAGAAAUACAGACUCGCUUGAAGGAAACUGUGGCUGGCCAUUUUAACACACUGGCUAGAGCCUUUAGCGACCUCGACUACGCUGGAAUCGGGGUCGUCACCAAGGAAGACUUUAAAGAAGUCAUCAAUAAGACGGCCUUUAGGAUCACCGAGGAGCAGUUUGACAACCUGAUGGCCUACAUCCCGACCAAUGAGUUCGGGAAUAUUGACUACAAACAGUUCAUGAAGCAGUUCUCUACCGGCCCAGAGGAAAUGGACAAGCUACAGCCCCUCCCCCAGCGCCCCGCCUCCACCUUAAUGGGACGACGCCCACAGUCCAGGGCUAUGUCACGCUCUAUGACUCAGCUUGAUAUGAGGAAGACAGGCACUAGAAUGUCCCGAGGACCAUCUCGCAUGGCCACGCCCAUGAUCAAUGCGGAGUCAGGGGAGCAGCAGCUCAAGGACGUCAUCUUCCGCCACUGGAAGGAGGUCCAGCGGUUGUGUCGGAAUCAGGAUCGUAACAACACCGGCACCAUCCCCAACAACGAUAUACUGGAAAUCUUUGACAAGUUUGGAGUCCAGAUUCCUCAGCAUGACCUUAGCGAUCUGCUAACAAAGUACGAUAUCCAGGAAGAUGGGACUUUCUCCUAUGUGGACUUCCUUAGACAUUUCAUCAUCAACCUCAAACCCGGAGAGCAAGUCGGGUCAUCUAUGUCACGGAAACAGAUACCACAGACUCGAGUGACGACUGAAACCGGCCCAACAUCUAACCAGUUUUACGAGGCAAUGGUCAGGGUUCGGGAUUGUGUGAUGCAGAAUUGGAAAGAAAUGAGACGCAAUUUCCGUUCUAUAGAUCCUGGAAAUUCCGGAAACGUAGAAGCUGUGGACUUCCGUAGAGUUUUGCGACAAUUUAACAUGAAUCUCUCGGAGGAAGAAUUCUAUCACCUGGUGUCGUAUUACGACAAGAGCUUAGAAGGGACUGUCAAUUACAAUGACUUUAUCAGAGCAUACCUACAAUAUUCAUGAUCAGUCUCCCUCGAAUGUUUGACAGGAAGCUGCGAUUAGUAUUAUUGGCUUAAACUUGCAUUUUCAUUUGCUUGAGUGUUCUUAGAAUUUCUUUUCUCAGACUUUAAUAAUUAUUUAGCAGAUUUCGUUAUUAGCCUGCUAGUCAUAAGCAUCAACUAUGUCAGAAAUACAAUGCAGUAAUUAUUUUUGUACAGAAUUAUAUAUCAUUAAUUUUGAUAUAUUUUUUCAUACUAUUGCCCGAAUUCUCUUUAAAGAAAACUGUUAGGUAAUCAAAAGCUAAAUGUUGUUGUAAAUAUUGUAAAAUAUAUUUAGAUUUGAUUUUAAAUGUGAUAGGAAAAAUUGAUACACCAAGCGGAAUACCAGGGUAUAUAUACAUUGUACUAAGCAUGUUAGACAUGUAAGCAUGAACAGAUCAGUUGCCCUAAGAAAAUAAAUGUGGCAACAAAUGUUUGGUGUUUGUAUUCCUGGUUUAAAACUUGCUUGAAAUGUCAGUACUAUGUAAAUAAAUACAUGUGCUACACUGUAAACAAAAUAUGUGGCCUAAAAUAUGGUCGAUAGGUCUACAAUUUUGAUACGUAGAAUUUUGUCUGUUGAAUAGUAAAGAUAAUUAAUGUUGUCUUUUUUUUUUAAAAACAAAUUCCAUCUAAACGAUUGAUUCAAAAAUCAUUUAGCUUAACAAUGGCGGGACUUAUUUUCACAGAAAUUUCCUCUAUCAAAUUUAUAUUAGAGAUCUAUCAAUUUUUACAAAAUUUAAUUUUCGACUUUUUCCAGACCUGUGUAAAAUAUUGUUUUAUCAAUAUUGUAUUUACAUUUUAUAAAGGUAUACAGGCAAUGUCAAAUAACACACAAUAUUUUAUAAAACCUGCAUUUAAUGCAAAAAUCACAGACAUGAAUGUAUAUCAGUUUUAAACUUUUUUUGCAAAAGUUUGAUAUUAAUGUAUUUUAAGCCACAAUAUUUAAGUCGACUUCUAAAUGCCAAUGUUAUGAAACUUUUUCUACAAACUAUCCAUAUAUAAACACAUUCAAUUUGUUGUAAUUUCUUCCAUAUGUAUUGUAGUGUAUUUGAUAUAAGACUUGUACAAACAAUUUGUGUGAUUGUUAAAGAUCGUCAAUAAUUGUUGCUAAUGUUUAAGAUGUAUAUGUUUUGUAUCAGAAGGAUAUAAUUGUUUUAAGAGAGUUUUAAUUUUACAAAUUAUAUUUACAUUUUUUUAAAUAUAUGACUUUUUACAUGUACAUUGUAUAUAUUUCUGCUGUCUGUGAUAAUGUCUUGUCUCCUCAGUGCUUUAUAAGUAUUAGGGGCAGACAAACUUUAAAUUGUUAUACUUCUCAGAUAAAUAAAUACUUACAAGCAGUGCUGUCUUGUUAGUCUAAGACAAUUAAGUUUUUAAAAGGCUGAUUUUUUUUUCUCAACAAUUUUCUGUCAGUUCCAAGUCAUUUUAAAAAUUUGACAGAAAAAUUACAUCCUUUUUUGGAGAUAUUCAGACUUUUAAUUUGUUUUGUUGCAUCGUUCUCUUCAGUCUUCAAAUCUUAAUUUUACUUCAAUGUACACAUUGCUUUUGUAAACCAAAGUAUUAAAAUGUCUUUCCAUGUUUUGUUACUUGUUACAGAAUUUUGUAUAAUACCAUUGUGGAAAUUUUUGCGCUAACAAUAGUUCUGCAAUCUAUGUAUUCUAUUAAUCUGUGAUCUUUAUAAUCUAUAAAUCAAUAUUCGCAUGUGGAUAUUUUCAUGCUUAUUUUACUCAAUGCGAAAAACAUGACGAUUUCCCACACACGAACAUUUCAACUUUUAUAGUAUUAGAUAUAUCCAUUGUUCCUAUUUCGAAUCAUUUCAGCAUGUAUUACGUACCUGUUCAGAAAAAGAAGCCGAAUUUCAAUAAAUAAUUUUUCUGAGUUCAAAGAUUUUUGAAGUGUUUAGUUUGAUCGUAAACUUGUUAAAGAAAUGUUUAUCAACAUGAUGUACUAUUUUAGUUGUAUACAUACUACUCAUUUUAGUUCGUGAAAUCUCAGAAACAGAUGUCAAAGUCUUUGAACAGUUUUUCGGAAUUUCCAAAUCUGCAUGAAGUAAAUUUUUCUUGAUGUGGUUGACGCUGUCAGGAUGGUUGAUGUCAUAUACAGCUGCUGCGCUUGGUUUUAUUUUUGCAAGUCACCAGUUUACAAAACCAAUUGAAUAUCUAAAUGUUCUUUUUUUUUCUUGGUAUGCACUUCACAAUUGCUUAUAUGUACACAAAGAGUUUGGAAUUUAAACCAUAAGCAAUAUAUGUAUUUCAAAACAGGCAGAAGUUUGCAAUAUCCAUAAAUUGAAAUACCAAGUAAAGAUUUAUAUUUUUUAUUCAUCAUUUGAGGUGUUUUUUUAAAGAUAUUUUUUGCAUCUUUCUAAUAGCUGGUGACAAUCUAAGACUGUGAUGUUUGAUUUUAAAUGAACAUCCGAUUUACUAUUGACAGUAAAUGUGUUGUGAAAAAUGGAAUGUUCAAUAUAUUUUUUUUAUUUCGUUUUUUUUUUUUAAUGAGAAAGGACCUUAUGAUAGAAAUAUUUGAACAUUUUUUUUUAACAUUUUCACUUUCAAUCACAUGCAAACAAUCGAUAAAACAAUUUCAUGAUUUGUGUGGUAGUUAAUUGUUUGAAUAGGAGUUGAUUUAAUUGUUUGAAGUGAUUUGCUUUCAUUCUGAAUCGCAAUUUGUUUAAGUCUGUUGAAUAAAAUUGUAGCUCUGACACACUUUCAUUAACACACAGCAAUAACAUCUUAUAUUGAUCUUUCUAUCCAAAUCCAAUCUCUGAUACCACAGUGUAAUAUACAUUACAACAGGACAAAAAUUGUACAUCAAUUUAUACCAUAAAGUCAAUUCCUUCACAGUUUAAAAACUCAAUUCAGAUUUUCUUUCAUCUUCAGAUGAAAAUUAAAUUUGCAUCAUCCACAUUUACUUGUAUGUACUUUUCUCUGAAUACGUGUGCACACGACUGAUCUCUGCUAGCGAAAUGGACCUGGAACAGAACCUUCGGUCUGAAAAUAAAUCUGAUUCAGUUUCUCCAUGAUAUAACAUCUAAAGUUGUGAUAUUUUCAUUUCGGUAGUUUACAUUCGUGAUGGCACCAUUCAUAGGACUGCUUCAUACAAUUAAAGUCAAAAGUUCUUGUAUUGCAAUAUUACAAAAGUGCCUGCCUGGUGCGCUAUAUUUCAUGGGAUUUUUGUUUUUAUUGCAUGUAUCUUUCUUGGUACUGUGAUAAAAAAAAUCAUGAAUUUCAAUAUGAAAUUGAUGGCACUUGCCCUUUUUUUUCGAACAGCAUAAGCCCUCUAAAAUGAAAAACUUAUUUCAUAAAUCUCAUGUAAAAUGAAGAUAUGCAUUUUCAUAUGGUUCUUCUCAACGGUGUAUGCGAAUUGAAACCUUUACAGGUUGAAAAAUUAAAUUCAUUUCAAGCUUUCUUAAAUGUUGUAAAUCAUGAAUUAUGUAACUUUUUACUAUGAAUUGAUGUGAUGUGUUUAAAUAAUUAAAACCUAUGAUUAUAAAAAGCGUGAAUUUGUACAUUCCCAAACAAUUGCUGCUGAAUGUCAUGUAGUAUUGAAAUUUACUGUUUACUUUUUAAACCAGAUUUCUUAGUCCAUUGAUUGCUGGCGUACUAGGCCAAACAGUACUGCUGAAUUUAUCAUCAGUAUUUGAAAUAUAUAAAAUAGUUUUUGUUGUACCACUGUCAAAUAAGCUGUGUAGAUGUUACAAAAUUUUACAUAACACAAUUAAGAUAGUCAUUACAAGGGCCCGAGAUGAUGUUUUAGUCAAAUUUACUGCUGAAUAAAUUUCAAGUAUUACAUUCUACAAUUUUAACGUACAACAUAAUGUAUAAGAUAUAUCAUUAUUCAAAAAACUUGUACAAUCCAUGUAAUAAAUUUGUCAUUGUUUGAAAAAUAUAUUUCAAAAGAUAUAUUUUCUAUGAUAUGGCUGCACAUAAUUAUUUUGACAUUACCAGAAAAACAACUGCAAUAUUAUGCAAUUUGUGCAUGCCACACAUUUUAUAAAACAUGCAGAUUUAUUACUUGAUGGAGAUGGUCUUUCAAAAGAAUCCUGAGAUGAUGUUUUAGUUGAAUUUUACUGCUGAGCAUACACCAGAAGUAUUACAAAAUCUCAAAUAUAAAUUAAUGAUGAUGAAAUUAAAAAAUUUCACAAAUGCAA